CAUCAUUUGGUUUGUGACCUCUGAUCCCUAUUUUAACCUUACCGGACACAAGUCCCUGUAGUAUUAGUUCUAGGGCUGGCCUACCGUUGGGUACGAAUAAUCCAUAAUCCACCAAGUUCUUUUCUCGGAAGGCUUAAGUCGUCGCACGAUACACGCAGAAAGAGCUCAUAAUGUUAUCUUUUUCGAGUCUUGAGAAAGAUUUAGUUUGCUCAGGAGCCGAAAAACCCACCAUCCCUUUCAAAAUAGCAGCACCUGGUAACACUUUGUCGUUCUAGAGCAAACACAGAAGAGAGUGAAGAAGUGCAACCUUUGCCACAGUCGCGCUUGAAAAAGAAAGACAAUGAAUCGGUUGAUUUCUAUCCUCGUCUUGCUGAUGAACAGCGGCGUGUUUGUAUGUGAGUUUUUGAACGUUGUAACGGCAUGUAUUGUCAACAAGGCUCGCCGCCGACGUUGGCCAUGCUAACAGAUAGAAGAUAAAAGACAAAAUUCUGUUCAUUCUUUCACUCCUAUUGUUCUUAAUGCAAUACUUUUCUACGCGAUAAUUUUUGCCCUUUUUCCUUUCCAGUUGCGAGACCAUCGAACGAUCGAUGCAUCGACUCGAUUACUCUGGUAGAAUCGGAGAAGGUGAAUGGGGACAAUUCCAAUGCAAACUAUGACUAUAACAACCAAGGAGUUUGCGGUCCUCGGAGUGACCGUCGAGCAGUCUGGUACGAAAUCAAUGGAGUUGGAAAAGAAGUGACUGUCAACGUAUGCACCAAUAACGACAAGUUGACAGAUUUUGGCAUCUUUCGAUCAUGUAAUUCGCAAAACUGCAAGGGAUUUCCUCCGCAACAAAUGGUGGUUACCGAUUGUGCCGCAGACGAGAGCAAUCAAUAUUCGUUUCUAGCAAAAAAUGGAGAGAGCUAUUAUAUUCAUGUUCGUUCGGAUGUGGUAUUUGAGGGGGAAGGUAGCGACGUAAGUUCGGUUUGAUACCACUCUCACUCGCACCACACCAUUUCGCACAAGGGAGACGCUCACCCAGUCCUUGUGUUUACUCUUUGGUUUUCAUCCGACUUUCUUUACUUGAAUACAUCAGUUCACAAUAUGGUACACGGAAGUA
This is a messenger RNA of Pseudo-nitzschia multistriata, 1099 nucleotides long. NCBI's taxonomy places the organism in Eukaryota, Bacillariophyta, Bacillariophyceae, Bacillariales, Bacillariaceae. The record is from the annotation of a GenBank genome assembly.